Theileria equi strain WA is the source of this 213-nucleotide messenger RNA. RefSeq names its product U2 small nuclear ribonucleoprotein A, putative. Gene Ontology annotation, biological process: mRNA splicing, via spliceosome. NCBI's taxonomy places the organism in Eukaryota, Apicomplexa, Aconoidasida, Piroplasmida, Theileriidae. The transcript is spliced from 2 exons. The record is from RefSeq and is a predicted model, not a curated record. Bases 1 to 213 code for a protein of 70 amino acids. Gene Ontology annotation, molecular function: U2 snRNA binding.
AUGAAGCUCAGCACAGAGACAAUUCUCCAAUCUGGGCAUGGCCUCUCCCCGACUGGAGAUCGGACCCUCUACCUUCGAGACUCGAGGAUUUCGGUACUGGCGAACCUGGGAGCCACCAAAGACGACUACGACUGCAUAGAUUUGAGCAACAACGACAUCAUAAAGCUCGAAAACUUUCCCCUUCUUCCACGGCUCAAGACUUUGGUAAGUUAA